AUGCAAUUGACCACUCCAACAAGGUUUGCAUUUGAUAAGAGAGUGCAUUCUCCACCUAGUAUCGAAAGGGAGAAUAGUAAAUCAUCUCCUAGUAAAUUUUUAAGAAGUUUAUCAGGUAAAGCUUUCAGAAACAAAACUCCAAAUCUUAAACUAAAACAAAAUGAUACUUUCCAAAUACCAAAUACUGUUACACCUAGUUCUACUUUAAGAAUGUCAAAAAGGCAAAAUGUUCCCAAACCUUUGGACCUCUCUAAACCAUUAUCUCCUCCACCAAGUCUACAAAAAUCAACGUCAAUAUCAUCAUUAUCAUCAUCGAAUCAGAAAAAGAAUUCAAGAGCAUCUCUAGAUUUCUCUCUUGAUUCAUUGAAUUCACCAGUAAAUAUUUUUCCUUCAAGAUAUCCAAAAAAUUUAACUUCUUCAUUAUUAAGAGAAACAAUAUCAGCAAAUUCAACACUAAAUACUAAUGAUAACAUUGUAAUUUGUACAGAUACCAAUGAAGAUCCAUAUUUAGAAGAAGAUUCUCCAACAUAUUUAUCAAGUUUGAGACGUAAUGUUAAAACCACGAAUUCUGGACCAAAGAAAUAUAUUGGAGAGAAAUGUUCCAUGUGUGAAGAAAUGAUUAAUUAUACAUUCCAAGGUGAGAAAGUCUUAGAAUUAACUUGUAAUCAUAUUAGUCAUUAUGAAUGUUAUUUAACCAUUUUGGAUUCUAUAUAUUUUAAUGAAAAAUUCCCUGAUUGUAAAAUUUGUCAUAAGAUGGUGAAACCAAAGGAUGAUGAACUGUUACAAGAAAUGGGGUCUAAAAUAUUAACAGGAUUGGAUUCGAAUCAACAUAAAAUGGACAAUGAUAUCACCAUGAAUAUAGAAACUGGAAUUGGACCCACUCAAGAACAAUGGUUAAAUUUGAAUUCUGCAAGGGGAGGUUCUGGAUCAUUUGGGAUACCACAAUUUACACCUCGAGAUCAAGUUAUUCAUACAGCUGAUAUAUCUUCAAAUGGGUUUAGAACUCCCUUACUAUCUUCCACAAAUGAUGCUGUGUUUUCGAGACAUCCAGUUCAAAACACUGAGUUAUUUAACCAUACAUUGGAAGACGAACAGAGGCAGGACAUUGAUAAUGGGCUUGAUUAUGAAUUGAAUAUAUUCUUGGCCCCUGAUGAUAUAAAGAUGGAUUGUACAAAUAAGGGUCACCAAGAAUUUAACCCCGAGGAUGAAGUAGAGUUAAGAAACAGGAUCAACCAAUAUUUUGAAAGUAAAGAAUGUGGUUCCAUAAUUAUGAUAAGAAGAGUAAAAUAUUCAACAGAUGGUGAACAAUGGACUGACUCAAUAAUAUAUUUUUAUGAGAAUUAUAUUUUACUGUUUGAUUGUAAUUUUGCACAUAAUGAUUUGAUUGAAAAGAAACUUUUAGGAAAGAUACCAAUGGACCAGUUGUAUAAAGUGACAGAGUUCAAUUCGAACGAACUUUUAUUGGAUUUGAAAAGUACUGUAUUACCUGAGGUUUAUUUACAGUUUCCAUCAGUUUUCAGUGAAACGCUAAGUUCCAAGUGGAAGUAUUAUUUGGAGAAAAUUAAUAAUUGUGAUGUUAAACCAAUUGAAGAAGGGUGUUUCCCAACUUUAAAUCAGUUAACUGUUACUGCAUGGGAUAUUAUACCAAUAAGUUUUAUUGAGAAAAUAAAUCAAUUGUACAGUGCUGAUCAAAUUAGUAAACCAUGGGAAAUAAUAAAUAGAAAUGUUCCUUUAGAGGUUAUUAUUUGUUUGAACCUCUCUUGUGCUAUUGAAGAUGAGCAAGAUAAGUAUCAACUGUUCUUGCGGGAAGCAUUGGCGACUAUACGAUCCAAUUUGAAUAAAGAAGACAAAUUUGGUUUAGUUUUAGUUGGUAAAGAUGGUAGUGGUAAUAUAGGAGAAUAUGGAACAUUUAUUGGUACUAUUGAGAAUGAGUGGGAUGGAUGGGAUGAUAUUAUUGAUAAUAUGACGAUUAUAAAAAAAGAAGUUUUCAUUGAUUCUUCCAAAGAAUUAUUGAAGAUGUUAGAAGCGGGUUGUAAGAUAGCAUGUACCUCCGAUAAUAAUAUUCCAGAAGAUGGUGGUGAACAAAAGGUUGUGAAACAAAUGAUUAUUUUACGAUCAUCAAAUGAAGAACCCAUUUUUGAAAAUGAGAAAGAGACAAAAAAGUUGAAAAGAUUUGAAGAUCAAAUACGAAAAGAUUACCAAUUCAAUAUUUUAACGAUAUCCGUUGAUGAUAUAGCAAAUGAUUAUACUGCCAAGUUUGAGAGUAUUAUCAAUGAAUUACAUAGAAGUUUGGCCUGA
Naumovozyma dairenensis CBS 421 is the source of this 2298-nucleotide messenger RNA. It is a transcript of the gene FAR1, whose product is annotated as cyclin-dependent protein serine/threonine kinase inhibiting protein FAR1. NCBI's taxonomy places the organism in Eukaryota, Fungi, Ascomycota, Saccharomycetes, Saccharomycetales, Saccharomycetaceae. The coding region runs from base 1 to 2298 and encodes 765 amino acids. The transcript has a single exon. The record is from RefSeq and is a predicted model, not a curated record.